This is a messenger RNA of Nothobranchius furzeri (turquoise killifish), 266 nucleotides long. NCBI's taxonomy places the organism in Eukaryota, Metazoa, Chordata, Actinopteri, Cyprinodontiformes, Nothobranchiidae. The record is from RefSeq and is a predicted model, not a curated record.
UUACUCAUUCGGCUACGACAUCAGACGCGGAGCUAACCUGCAGCUGCUGGAUGACAGAACUCUGAUCUUCAUCGCAGGAAACAUCCUCAUCCUGUUGGACAUUCUCACCAAGGAGCAGCGAUUCCUGCGCUCCUGCAGCGGAGGAGGAAUCGGAGCCGUCGCGGUUUGCCCCAGCAUGGAGUAUUUUGCUGUGGCAGAAAAGGGAAACAACCCCCACAUCAUCGUUUACGAGUAUCCCUCUCUACGACCGUACCGCAUCCUGAGAG